UUUCUAAAAAUCCAAUUUUUCUCUGUGAUUGUCCUUUUUUGACUCACUCCUUCUUCUUCUUCUUCACGAGAAGGCGAAGUUUCUCUUCUCUCUAGAAUAAUGUUAAUUCUCUUUCGUGUGAUCCUCCUCCAUAGGAUAAAUCCCUAAACCCAUCUUCUCAAUCGCGCUUUUUUCUUUUUUUGCUUUGGGAGAUUUCAAAUUUGUUUUUGAUCGAGAGAUGGUUCAGUCUGCGGUGGAAGUUUUAUUACCGUCGUCGUGGGAGAUUGAGGUUGCGGUUGUCGCUUCGUUCUUUUUAUUCGCUUCGUAUUGGCUGUUCGCUUAUAGAGGAGGCGGAGAUGACGAUGUCGGUGGUGUUGGAUUUGAUCGGUCCCGUCUCAUGCAGAAUCUCGAUUCCGGUGACGCCAUCUUUGACAAAGACAAGAUAGGACAGUUGAGAGGAGACGCUCAAACUAAUGCUGCUUAUAUAAUCAAGGUGGAACUGCUGGCUGCUAAGAAUCUCAUUGGUGCAAACUUAAAUGGAACUUCAGAUCCUUAUGCUAUUGUCAAUUGUGGAUCAGAAAAGCGAUUCAGUUCUAUGGUCCCUGGCUCUAGAAAUCCAAUGUGGGGUGAAGAGUUCAAUUUUCCCACUGAUGAGCUUCCUGUCAAGAUCAAUGUAACAAUUCAUGAUUGGGAUAUAAUUUGGAAAAGUACUGUUCUUGGCUCAGUAACUAUUAGUGUUGAACGUGAAGGCCAAACGGGUCCAGUGUGGCACUCAUUAGACAGCCCAUCUGGCCAGGUUUGUCUUAACAUUAAUGCAAUCAAACUACCUGUAAAUGCUCCUAGGGCUGUAACCGGAUAUGCUGGAGCCUGUAGAAGAAGGGUCACAUUGGAUCAGCAAGGCCCAACGAUUGUACAUCUAAAGCCAGGACCUCUGCAGACGAUAUUUGAUCUCCUCCCCGAUGAGGUGAAUCAACUACUAUGGGAUUGCCUUUACGCGUUCACNAGCUCUGUGAAAGGAGGUGGUAAAGUACAAGUUCAACCUCCUGAAGAUACUGCAGCUGUACCUGUAAAGUUUCAGGCUUUCGUCAAGGAAGAAGUCCUUGUCAACAUCUACAAUGAUGUUUUUGCCAGCACACCUGAGCAAGUCCUGAACGUCUUGUUGGCUGAUGAUUCCACUUAUACUAAUGAGUACAGAUCUGCACGGAAGGAUAAAAAUCUUAAUAUUGAGCCGUGGCAUACUGCCCAAGAAUAUGAUGGCCAAGUUAGAGAGAUUAAGUUCAGAUCCAUUUGUAAUAGUCCUAUGUGUCCACCUGACACUGCUGUGACGGAAUGGCAGCACGUUGUUCUAUCACCAGACAAGAAAGUGCUGGUUUUUGAAACUGUGCAACAGCCACAUGAUGUUCCUUUUGGGUCUUACUUUGAAGUCCACUGCCAAUGGCGCUUGGAAGUUAAAGAGGAGACUGUAUCUGUGCUAGAUAUAAGAGUCGGUGUACAUUUCAAGAAAUGGUGUUUGAUGCAAUCGAAGAUUAAAGCCGGGGCAAUUGACGAGUACAAGAAAGAAGUAGAAGUGAUGAUAGAAGUGGCAUUGUCGUAUCUCAAGACACACUCUUCCUCGACUAGCCUUGGCGAUAGAGACAAGUCUACUUCAUCAUCUCCAACACCAGAAAACAUCAGCUAAAACCUAAUUUACCAAAAUCGACAUUCUCGAGCCAACUUAAGAUCAGCUUUUUCCUUCUUUUCUAUAUGUUAAAGUGUAUAUGUGGUAACGGUAAUUAGGAUAUUUACAAGGGCUUGUCUGAUUUCUCGUACUUUUGACAAAGAAAAGUUAAGGAUUCUCUCACAACUCUUUCUGUAUUGGCAAACCAAAUACUAAGUCCUGUGAAUUUUCAAGCAAACAAAGAACAGUGUGAAAACAAUGAAUUGUACCAUAAA
Camelina sativa (false flax) is the source of this 1911-nucleotide messenger RNA. The record is from RefSeq and is a predicted model, not a curated record. Lineage: Eukaryota; Viridiplantae; Streptophyta; Magnoliopsida; Brassicales; Brassicaceae.